AAACGCCCUCUACGCGCAACCAUGCGAAGUUGAGUCGUCCUAGCUAGUAUGCAGGGCGUUGGUGGAUAAUACUUUCGAAGUUUGUUCUCUAUCAUCCAUCCCAGCCAUAAAAUUUUGACUUCUUGUUGUUAGGAACAUUCCUGCCAGUAUGGGCUGACUUACUUUUGACAGCAAGCGCCCAGCUAUGUCAACUUAUCAAGCUCGAUCGCAUCUAUGUUCUCUGCAGAUUUUCCGCAUCGACGCAUGCUUAUGGUAAGAACUGAAAUUAGUAUUCAAGUGAUCUCUUAGUAUACUCUGUCAGUGUCUUCUAAUCGAACCUUCAACGAGAUUGCAUGUAACAUAUCAUGUCAGGUUUUUGAAGUGAUCUUUUAAAUUAUUAGUCGGAGGAGGGAAAUCGCGUGAGUCCUGAUCAUGAUAAUAUAAUCAAUUUCUUAUUGACAACGAAACUCAUAAAGCUUACCCUCCUGGAACGAACACAUUGAACCUCUGUUAGUCGAAUUAGUCAUUUACCCGGUCGUUUAUAGUUAGUUGGCAGACCAUUUAAAUUUCGGCAGUAUUAAUUUGAGAAAUGUUUUAGUUUGCACACGGUUUUGCAGAAUACCAGUUGUAUUAGAAACCCGCAGGUCAUCUCAGGGGGGCAUCCCCUGCACCCUCCCCCUAGAUCCGCCCCUGCUACGGGAAUGUAUGACAUACAUGUUGUAUUUAUCGUUCCAAUUCCAAACGAUAUAAGAAAGACAGAGGAAUAUGCAAAUUCCUAGUUUCUUGCUGUUCCAAUCUAAGUAAUGAUAAAGUAAAGGCCAGGUCUGAAAACGGGCGUGAAAAAUGACACUUUUUGGUCUGAAAUAGGGUCAGGAUUUGAAGAACGGGGCAUCACAUCCCCACCAAGAAUUCCCAGGAGUACCCCCCCGCCUCCUGGCUGGUAUUAAAGCUUCCAAUACUAUUUUUCUAUCCUGCAUCACAGACAUAAUUUAACCUCAGUUAGUAAUGUCUGUGAAGCUGCACCGACAUCCUUGUUCUGCAAGGGCCCCCAACAGACUUGAUGAAUUACCAGAAGUUAAUGUACAUUUAAAGUUUCUUUCAUGCUAUGACAGAGUCAAUGAAUUACGGGAUGAACGUUUCAAGUUUCUUUCAUGCUGAUUGGCAAAUUGACAAUAAUGACUUUACGAAUUAAAAGAUUUACCAUUCUUCAUCACAGAAGCAGCCUCACAGACAUGGAAUGGUACUUAUGCAAGCCAUUCGUUAACAUCACAUGAGGCAAAAUUGUUAAAAUAUUACAUUUUGGCAAUCCCCACAUCGUGCAUUUUGUACAAGUAAAACGUGCAAAAUAUAAUGAACGCCAAAGGUUUCAAUCGAUCUCUAAUUAAUGUGAAGGAAGAAGCUAAGAAACACUUAACUUACAGGUUAAAAAUUCAUAUAAAAUUAUUGUCUUAAAGUUUGGAAAAUUUGGCAGCACUGUACGUAUCAAAUGCAUGGCAGCUGGCAUCUUAAUUGUUGUGCUCGCUGUCUUUCUUAUUUACAUGUAGAAUACUGGGAAGACCAACCUUAUUCUACUGAUAUUCUGUAAAAUUUCCAUACGGGUUCAUUGUCAUUCCCAGAUAUUUAUAAGAUUUAACAUUGUUUAGUUUAUUUACUCCAUACUUAAACGAGUAGUUAUUUAAGGACUUGCCAUGUGAGCGAGAAGCGAUUGUUCCGUCAUACAGACUUGACUCUUAAUCUCAUCCAGUUGUUGUAAGAUAAGUUUUAUUGACUCCUCUGUCGAUGAAGUUUAAUCCAGCUGAGUGCCUUAAAUUCGGACGAUAGUUUUGAAUUUAGAUUUGCAAUUUUGUUUGGCCAAUUUUUGUACCUCGUUACCGAUUUCUAACUUCACUGCUUGGAUGCUUUCUUUGCAAGAGAGUUGGGGGGAUCUAGGGGGAGGGUGCAGGGGGUGCACAGCCCCCCCUGAGAUGACCUGUGGUUUUCUAAUACAACUGGUAUUCAUCAAAAGAAAAAAAAACUAUGUGGUUUAUUGGUGUUGAAGUAGAGCAAGAGACGAGUGCACCCCCUCCUAAAAAAAAUCCUGGAUCCGCCUCUGAUCGAGGUGGGCACCUUUUUUGGGGAGGCCACUGAGGUGUUACAAAUGAAAAUGAUUGUUUUUUCUUUUCUUAAUCCUGGAGAUGGUCACAAUAUUGUAAAGCCCACCAAUCAUAUGCCCUCGUACAGUACAUGUAUGUCUCGGCUGGGCAUGGGGGAUACUUACAUUGACUUGUGUAUGACUUGCAGUACCAUCAGCCAGGUAGCGCAACAGUGCCAGUUCUAAAGCAAUAAUAAUUUAUUAUAUUUAUAUGUAACUGGAAGAACUGACGUUCUUUGUCUUGAUUCAUUGCCCUUGAUUUCAUUAAAGGUUACUGCUACCAGUCAGUUCAAAUUUCAAGAUGUGUGGGUUUCAGAGGUCAAGGAUUCAUGUACCAAGCUUUGGUAAGGCUUUUUUAUAUUAUUCAUUUGUUGUAAUCAGAAUUUCAGUACCUCAUGUUUAUGAUAAAAUCCCCCCUUGGGUGGGGGAGGAGACACUACAGAGAAGUACCGCCAAGGCCUUAAACCUUUUUCUAUUAAUUAAAACAAAAACAGUUCAUUCCUGUCUGUCCAACCCCGUGGGGAUAUUUUUUUAUUUUAUUUUUUUUUUUAGAGAUCUUUAUUACCACUACAUCACUUACAACACUUUCACUACAAAAUUUAAGGUUACAAAAAAUUACAAUUAAGAAUUAAGAUUCCAACGAUAAUUUAAUACAACAUACACUGCAACCAGGCUUGCUUCACGCAUACGUAGAUUAGAUUAUAAUCAUUUACAGUAAGGAGAGGAGAGGCUUCCAUUGUGAAAGAAAUUUUGCUUUUUGUCCUUUGGAAUAAAAAAUCGAUCUUUGCACAAUUAACUUGUCUUUAACGAAUUCAAGAAAGUGAUCAAAGCUUGGGGGUUUAAUUUCGCUCCUUUGCAGGAAGAUAUGUCUCUUGCCAAGAAGGAUAUAAUAGUUAAGGAUUUGCCUUUUAGGAUCUUCGGGAUUAUAGCCACACAUUAUACUUAAGUCAUCAAAUAGCAAAUAUUCACCACUGUGAGUUUUCCACCAGCUAAUUACUUCAAACCAAAACUUUUGAAUUACUAUACAGUUAACUAGCAUAUGGGAGAGCGUUUCUAGGGAAUCACAAUGUAUGCAGAGAGGAGAGUUCAGGGGCACCCAACGACAAUUUUCGGAAAAAUAUCUGUUCGGGAGACGAUUUGAGAUCUAGAAUUUUCGAAACAUUUGUUGUAAAAUUUCUUGCUUGCCUGCCUCUCCUAGGAUUUUCGAACAUCUAAAAAAUGGUAAAAUUGCCCAUUUUCAGCGGAUUUUUACCGUAUAAAGGUCACCUAAAAUUUUCGGGAGCCUUUUUUCUGGCUGAAAUUUUCGAACGGGUAAGUAUUGAUCCCUAUAAUUUUCGGAUCACUAGACUUUCAGCUAGGAAAUCCGAACAGAUGAAAAAUUUAUAGGGGAUAAAAAUAUGCCCAUAUCCACUGUUUAAAUACUAAAACACGUUUAACAAUGCUAUGUUUAAGUGGUUUUGAACUAUAUUCUCGUUGGGUGCCCCUGAGAGUUUACGAUUUUCAUUCUGUGUAACAGAACCCCAUGUGGAAGAAUAUUAUGAACAAUCUUAUAUUGAAAUAUGCUUAAUUUUGUUUCUUUAGUUAUUUUAAAUGGAAGCAUAUAAAUGGAACUAAGUUUGGAACUGUCCAAUCCUUGCCUGCAUAGUCGAAGGCUAGCCAACGGUUCUACAAAUUUCCUUUGAAUAAGUAUAUUGCGAACCUUCUUGCUAGUAACCACGUUAAUUUCCUUAGUUGUAUUUUGUUCCAUAUCUUUAUUGUUCAUGAUAAAUCCCGGUCUCAAAGCGCACUUCCAUCUAUAAGGUAUAGCUGAUAUUAAACCAAAUAACUUAGUAAAAGGCGCCUUGAGGGCAGUUUUUAAAAGAAACUUAUUAAGUGUGAGGAAUCUGUUUUUUUCAUCUAGUAGGUCUUUAAUUCUAAGUAUACCAGCUUCAUGCCAUUCUUUCCAAUAUACUGAUUUACCGUCUAUUAAAAUAUGCUUAUUAUUCCAUAAGAUUACAUUCUCAACACAGAUUUCAUUGUCCGAAGUUUGCUCUCGGACUUCCAUGAGGUGUUAAGAACAUCAGCGUAAAAUAUUGGUAAGUUGUUUAGGCCUAGAAAUUUUACAUCAUAAUCACAAUCAAAAAAUAAAUGGCCCUCCAACAUUUUUCAAAUAAAAUAAAGGAAUUAACAUCCACUGAUCCUCUACACCAUUCUUCAUUCUUUGAACCCAAGCACUUUGUAACGACUUGGAUAUAGUCUCAAAUUCUGGUAAAUCCAGCCCUCCUCUUUCUUUUGGACCUAUAAGAGUAUCCCUUUUUAUCUUUGGUUUCUUGUUAUUCCAGACAAAAUCUGUAAUCAAUCUAUUAGGGAUAUCUAUAUAAUGAGGCGGUGUAUGUAUGCACGAACUUACAAAGAUAAGUUUCGAUAGCCCUAAUGUUUUGGCGAUUGUUAUCUUGCCAUAAAGUGAGAGAUCUCUUUGAGACCAUAUAUUAAACAGCUUUUGAAUUUUACAUAUCUUUUGUGAAAAAUUUUCCUGUUCGCAAAGUUUUAGAUUGUAAGAGAAUGAUAUCCCUAAAGCGGAGAUAGGCCUUUGUGGCCACUGAACUCCAAAUAGUGUAUCAGUCCUAUUUGCGUUUUGUCCAAGCCACAUUGCUUCAGAUUUACUUUGGUUAAACUUUAAACCGCUGCAAUCUUUAAAUAGGUCUAAUAACUCUAACAGUUUCCCAAGCGACUCUUUAUCUUUGCAAAAGGAGGUGGUGUCAUCGGCAUUUUGAGAUAAUUUUAUUUCUUUGUUUAAGACUCGAAUUCCCUUUAUAUGUUCAUCAGCUCUUAUUUAGCAAGACAGUAAUUCUGCGGCUGAAAUGAACAACAAGCCAGACAAAGGGCAGCCUUGUCUUACUCCUCUCUUUAAAGUAAAUGACUCGGAGGCGAAGCCGUUGUUUAUUAUGCAGCUAGAAAUGUUUGUGUACAGAGUUUUCACCCAAGUCUUAAAGUCGGGUCCAAAUUGAAAGGUAUCUAGAGCUUUAAAUAGGUACUCCCAUUCUAAACUAUCAAAUGCUUUUUCAAAAUCGAUAAAUAAAGCAAUUCCCUCUAUGUCCUGGUCAACGGUGAAAUUGAGGAUGUCGCUUAUAAGUCUGAUGUUUUCACCGAUAAAUCUUCCCUCUACGUAACCAGUUUGUGUGUUAUUUAUAACUGCCGAUAGAACCUUUUUUAGUCUGAGAGCUAAAGCUUUAGAGGCAAUCUUAUAAUCCACAUUUAAAAGUGAAAUAGGUCUCCAAUUUUUAAGAUACAAUAAAUUUUUGUUCUUUUUUGGAAUAAGACGUAUGAUGCUUUGUCUUUGAGAAAUUGACAGCUCACCUUUAUGGAAUCCAUAAUUAAAACUGUUUACCAUUAUCUUGCCUAAUUGACUCCAGAAGAAGCUGUAAAAUUCGGCAGUAAAACCGUCAUUGCCAGGGGAUUUGUUUUUUUGGAAACAUUUUAAAGCAUUCCAGCACUCAUUCUCCGUCAGCAAGCCUUCGUAGUUCUUUCUUUGUUCAUCAUUCAGCUUUUCUACCUUGUCAUUAUCGAAGAACACUUUGAAUUUAGGAUCGUUUACUUGAGGAUUUUGCGAGGAAUAUAAGGAUUGAUAAAAUCUUUUCUGUUCUUUUAGGAUUUCCUUUGGGUCCGUGAUAUAUACUGCUUCCGUUUUCUUGUAUAAGGCUGGUAAUGCAUUUAUUUUCAUAAUUUCGUCUCUCAAGAUUAAGAAAAUAUUUCGAACUUCGUUCGCCGAACUCAUGCCAACGGGCCUUGGAGCGCACACAUGCUCCUCUUGCCCGGUCGUAGGAAAUCUUAUCCAAUUCAUUCUUAACUUUAAUGUAUCUCUGGACGGCUUCUGCUGAUGGGUAGUUUUCACCCGUAUUUCCCAGUCUUGAGACUUCCUGUACGAGAUCUUUUUCAUAAUCUUUUUUCAUUUUAGCUUUCUGUUUUGAAUAACUAAUUGUAAACGUCCUUAUUUCCAUUUUAAUCAACUCCCAUAAGAGUCCGUGAUCUUCAAGAUCCUGAUACUUGUUUAUAAAGUGCGGAAUUUUAAACAUUAAUUUUUCUGCAUAUUCAUCAUCUUCUAAGAGGGAGGAAUUGAAUUUCCAGAAUCCAGGUCCUCUUGGGUAUUUCUCAUUAAUUGGCAAUUCCAACGUCACUAAAGAGUGAUCGCAAUGUGCAGCGUGCUUGAUUUCACAUUUCUGUACGGGGGAAUUUUGUAAUAGUUGACGGGCUAUUAGCCAAUAAUCUAAUCUGCAUUUUAUUUUCAAGUCAGAUGUUCGCCAAGUAAAUUGUUUUUCUUCUGGAUGUAGCGUUCUCCAUACGUCGUCUAAAUCUAAAAUACACAUCAGUUGCUCGAUCUCACUGGCGACAUUCCUUCUUGACGAAACAUCACGUCCUCCUUCUUUAUCGGUUUUGGAAAGAGGGCAAUUAAAAUCGCCACCUACUAUAAUGUUGUCGUUGGGAAACUGUUCAAGUAAAGAUCUGAGUUGUUUAAAAAAUAUAAUUUGCGCGUUAUCAUUAUUGGGUGCGUAUAAAUAUUGGCACAAAUAAAUUUCUGAUCAUCUAUACAAAACUGCAGGAUAAGAAUCCUGCCGUUUUCACAACAAAUUUCAUUUUCUACUAGCACUUUGAGUCGAGGAUUAAACAGAAUUGCUACUCCUUUGCUGUGUUUACUUCCAUGACAGAAGUACACUUUACUACCCCACUCGUUACUCCAUAAUUUUUCUUGGUCAGUAGAGCUAUAUGUCUCUUGCAAGAAAAUUAUUGAGUACUUGUUAACGUGCAGUUGCCGAAAAAUAGCUCUUCGUUUUCUUGAACUAUUUAAACCCCUAACAUUUAACGUAAUAAAAGUUAACUUAUUCAUAUUAACGAAUAAAUAUCGAUAUCUUAAUAGUUUCACAAUACAGAAGCCUUCUUAAGCUAAAGCCUGGAGAAAACAUUGCAUCACUUACAACAUAAAAACGAAAAUUACCUUUCAUGAAACAAAUUAAAGGCAUUGCCUGUGAAGUUCUUUUAACUCCAACAAUGGGUAGAAUGUGAGAUUAAAGUUGUUGUUGGUCAGUAUCACUCCGACGGCGUUGCUAGGUUAACUCUUUGCCUCUUCCAUUUCAUGGCGUAGUUUUGCUAGUUCUUCUGUUCCUACGAUUCUGUGACGGCCAUUGGCAUCGACAUAUUUGAGUAUUGCAGGAUAUGCGAUGUAGACUUUCCGGUUGUCUCCGAGUUUCUUCUUUAGAAACUUUCUGUAGGGCACGAGCUCUUGCCUCCGCCGUUGGGUUUUUUUGGCGAAAUCCUCACUUAUACCGAUGGCAUUUCCGUUUAACGGGUUAUCCUUUAGACGAGCGGCGGCAUUCCUUAGUACCUUCAUCUUAUCCGUGUAUCGAAGAAAAGCGACGUGCAUUGGUCUGGGACCCUUUUCACCAGCAGAAGGCGUUUUGCUUGGCGUGCGGUGUGCCCUCUCCAGCUCAACAUGGCCACAUAUCGUUUCAAGGCCCAUAUGUUCAGUGUUCUCCUUAUCAGGCGGUAACCGGUAAAAUUUACCGCCUGAAGCAACACUUCUUACCGCCUGCAACUGCUUAAAGGUUUACCAAAAUUAUGCGAGUUGUGAUCCGAUUAAAUCGUCACAAGAAAAUGAAUGAAUAUGUGGAAAAGUAUAGCUACCUAAGUACAAAACCUACAGCCCAAAAAUAAUGCACGUUCAGGAACUUCUUUUUGCGUCUGCAAGCUGGAAACUUCCUGCGGCUUUUUGCAGGGCGCUUGCGCUUGAAUCCAGCAAGACGCAAGAACUUCUUUUGCAGUUAUAAACUUAACCACAAGAAUUUCUUAAAAUUAUCUUGUGCAAAGGUAACCUUUUAAGCGAGGAAAUGUGUACAAUUUUGAUUUAAAAAAAGCACCUCUUCAAAAAAUAAGGAACGAUCGUAGUAUGUUUCGCAAAAGAGCCGUGUAAUUUGAGACCGCACGUGCAACUGUGUCAACUUAAAGCGCUCUCGGAAAAAAAAAACAUGCUAAAGUAAAGUAAGGAAUAUUUUCACUAAAGGCUCUUUCAACUUAGCGCAAUAAAGUAAUAACAAUUCCCAUGUUUUCUUGUGGGCAGAAAUUCAACGCCUUUGGUUUGUUUGCCGAGACUAUGGUAUUGUACUAUGAAAUGAUCCAAAUAAUCGAAAUGUUCGAAACUACAGGUCGUUUUGUUAAACAAACGCCUCACACGCUUUAUCUAACUUUGGAAAAGCUAAACGAUUGAAGUGUUCAAUGCGGUAAUUUUCUAGCUUCUUGCGGUGAAGAUUUUUGAUUUCUUUCAUUUCAAAGUUCUUGCGGGUAAACCACAAAGGGUCCGCAAAAAUACGGCACUUUCACUUCUUGCGGUGGCUUGCAUGUUCUUGGGGCGCAGCAACUUCUUACGCCACUUUUUGCGCGUGCAUAAUUUUGGUUCUGUACUAAUACUGUAUAUGCAGCUUUCCUUUUUAGGGACAUGCAUUUUGCAGACAGUAAAAUUAUUGGAAUCAAACGUUUUAAUUUGUUUUCUAAAGAUAACGACAGCAGAUUUGCGUAAAAUAGGUCUUAAAAUAUGGGAAUUACAAAUUUCCCAGUGAAGGCGGGUCCAUGUCCCUCACUCCACUGUCCCCCCCCCCCCCCCCCUCUUAGAAAAGUAUAUAUUUUUUGCCUUACCGUCCCUGAAUGGUCCCUUACCUGCUGAGCUAAAAUUUAGGGAGAACACUGUAUGUUGCGUAAUAAAAUCCUGUACAAAAGAGAUGCAAUCUCCUUUUUCGGCUUUCUCUGGUAUAUUGUAGAAGACUAAGUUGUUCCUUCUUGACCUGUUUUGUAAUUCUUCGAUUUCAUCCUUCAGCGCAUCGACAGUGGCGUUAUCUGCUUUUGAGUCUAAAUCCGUUUUUACCUUCUGCAGUUCUGCUGUCAUAGAGUUAAGUCCUCUUUCCAUGUCACCUACGGUAUUUUCAAUCUUCAGCAGUCUUCCGUUUAUUUGUUCAAGCACGUCUAGCUUCUUUAGCUUUUCAUGUAUGCUUUCCAAGAUGGCGGCGCCGGCCUCAUGUUUAUGUGGUGGCGUUCUUUCAUCUUCACUGCUUAAGCAUGCCUCUUGUCUCGCUCGCUUUUCGUUGGGCAUAACGGAAAGGAAAAGCAAAGAUUCUCCAAAUAGUUUGAGGCUGAUUUGGCUAAUUUCCUGAAACUGAUAUAGUGAAACGGCAAGGUAGCGUCGGAGCGACAAAAAAACACGACUACUCCAUUUGGCGCCCAGUCCCAACCCACCCCGUGGGGAUAUACCUGUACAUGUACACCUAAGUAUCAUCUAGACAGUUGAGCUCCUUCUGCCAUUAUAUUCCACGGAUAAUACUAUAUUUAUCCCAGGUGUACUGACUGAAGGAAUACUCAUGAUAAAUAGCAUUAAUGCAAAAGAUGUUAGCAAAGUGUGAGUCUAGGGGCACCUUCUUAUUCAACCCCAAAUUCUGGAAAUUUUGGUUAGAAAGCAAAUGGAACAGACCAUCUUGGUUCAGUUUGGCCAGAAUAUUUGACAACACCUUUGAAGGUAGUCCACUGGUGCAGGGUUCUCAAUAGAUUUUUAAGUAGGAGGUGAUCACUGAUAAAGUAGGAGGCUCUUCAGCAAAGCCAGAGGUGUCAAAACAAAGCAAAGAAAAGCGACUUAAACACAAAGUAAGCGGCUAUAAAUCCCAAAGUAAGCGGCGAUCAAUCGCCGGGUGCCCCCUUCUAUUGAGAACCCCGCUGGUGUGACUGAAAUGACCCUUUUAAUUUGACGUAAUUGUUGUCCCUGCUCCUACUCAUCUGUAUCCUGCUUACAAGUACCUACCCAAACACACAGUGGCUUGGGUUUGAGGUCUGUACAACUGGAAUGUACUGUUCCAUUAGGUGUGUGGAAUUUCCAAAAUUUCAAACAAGAAUUUUUGUUGAAUGGAAUGCACCAUAAAGCUAGAUGUGGUUGGCGUUCAUCUGUUGUGUCUUGGGUUGACAAGAAGUUUUAAAAAUAAUUUGAAAAAUAUACCAUAGCAUUAUAAUUUGGUUAAAUGUAAUUUAACUAAGUUAACCACCACGAGCUUAGCGGUGAAGCGGUUCAUAAGCUUAGCGGUCAAGCGGUUCACAAGCAUAGCGGUUAAGCGGUUCACAAAUAUAGCGGUCAAGCAGUUCACAAGCUUAGCAAUUAAGCGGUUCCCAAGUUUAGCGGUCCACAAGUUAAGCGGUCUAGCGGUCCACAAGCUUAGCGGUCAAGCGGUCUACAAGCUUAGCGUUCAAGCGGCCCACGAGCGUAGCGGGCAUCCAGCGGUCAAUCCCAUAAGUGCAGGCUCACAUGGUUUGUGGUAGCUUUGUACACAGCUAAGAUCUGCGAGUUCUUCAUCGAGCGUUUGUGCAGUGGUGACGGGUGCCUGGAAUGGGGGCUCAUGGCUGGGUUGCGGGGAUUUGCCAGCCAUGGGGGCAGUUUUCUAUCUAGGGGCUGGCUGGCUACAGUGGAAGCCCCUGGGUAUCCCAGGCACCCACCUUUCACUUAAACGAGGCAGUUGGUUAACUGUGUCUUGGUAGCACAUAAGGUUGUACCCAAAGUACAACGUAUCCAGGGCUGUCAUUAAGAGGCGUGGGCUGGGGAUUUCCCCUGGCUACCCUAAACAUUACUUCCAGUUAUUUUCAUAGGAAAAAUAGAACCAAAAGUAAUCUCUAGCUGUUUGUUUCCCUGCCUACUUGUUGUUCGUAUCCAGCAACUUGAAAUCGUGGUGACAGCCCUGCUUAUCACUACAUUUUUUAUCUUUAUUAUGUAAACAACAAUGAAAUACCAGGUGAGCUUUUCAUGACUAACUUGUUAUUUUCACAUACACAUGAAAAGAUUUGCAUUGUUAUCAUUACAUAAGAAAUCGCACCUUGUGGCACUGGUGCCUCUGACAGCAGUGCCUUUGUCAAAGUAAUUUUGAUGUAACUUCAAAAUUGCCGACAAUUUACCUAACUUGAAUCUAAAUAUUAUUGAAUGUUGACAUGCUCACUACUCAACCAGAAAACAAAAAUACAAAGAAAAAGAUGAUGUAUGAACAGAACAUUGUUUUAAAAUUUCUUCGUGAGGUUCGGAAAUAUUUAAAGAAGGGAAAAAAGGUAGACAAUAUUCCACCAGAGGAGAUGAACCUUAGUGAAUUCAUUAUUGCUGCUAGGACGAAGAAAGGGGAACAAUAUGAGCCAUCUUUUCUCAGAGGAAUCUUAUCAAGCGUUUACUGUUACAUGUAUCUUGCAAGGCGUGAAUAUGGGAAAAGGCUAUUCAUUGAUCCUGAAUUUAUGAGAUUGAGAGACACAUUGAAAACAAAGCAAAAAGAACUAAAAAAAAAGGCGCUCACUUGUGAAAUAUUUUUUUAGCACUCAAAAAGAAAUUUUGUAUACAUAAUAUACUCUAUAUACAUGUAUCUUAUACCUCGAUCAUGGCCUGUAUUUUUUGGGGGGUUUUAAUUUUUGUAAUUUCUUUCCACUGUACAUAAACAGUUGCAACCUUAGAGCACGUCCUGCAAAAUGACUUCCACAACUUAGAAAGACAACUUACAUGGAAAUUUAAUUUUGUAGUAGAUAAAAAUUCAGGUUAAUCCUGUAUUCAACCUUCUUUGAUAUUGGAUAUUAUCACGAUAAUAUCACGUUAGAAUCUACUAGAGUCUAUUUAGAUCAUCCUUUCCUCUUUCCUGAAUGCAAUGAUUUUGGAUUAUCGUGAUAAAACCUUCCAAAUUGCAUAUUGACAAAUCACCAACAUUGAUCAACAUUAGCUGAACAUUUAACAAGGCACAUCUUUUCUACAUAUAUCACAGGUAGCCCAAGCUCACUAUGAGAGCCGUGAACAACAUUAUCCUACUUAGCUAAUUAAUUAUUCAUACAGCAAGAAAAUUAUAAGACGUUGUAUGGAGAAAUAUUCUUUGCUCACUAAAUUAGCAAAAUGUACAUUGAAUAUCGCUUUGAAGCUUACCUUUAGCGUCUUCUUGUUUUUCUUUGUAUUCUGACUGCAUUUCAGACCUCCUAGGCACUGUUUAAGGCCUUUUUUGGAGCGGUAGAGAGAAGAGAAGAGAAGGUUGGCAAACCUCUCUUGACCGGCUCCGCUCUCGGCGGCGAUAAAUUCCGUGACAUUUGCGACAUGGAGACAAUACCGCCAGAAACAGAUGUCCUGAUAAAUAACGCACAUUUUGCAUCAUUCACAUUGCCAAAAUUCCCCUUUCGAAGGUCCUAAAUCGCCAACGAAGUGGGCAAUACACGGCUGAGGUGAGACGAGUCGAGAGCAGACCCGCAACGGACUCCAACCGUCACGUCGACAAUUCAAACCGUCGCGGGCUGGCAGGGUCAAAUUGUUCAACCGUCAAAGGACAAUUGGAGCAUUUAGCCUACUGGGCACAGUAACUGAUUUUUCACUUCUCACAUUGCACUCCGGGGUCGCGGAAGUCAAGCAUCGCGUGUGAUAGUGACAUGUAAUAUCAAAACAUGUCGCGUUGUUAAUGUUUUGAUCUCUACUCUUCUUUUUAAAAAGCGUUUGACAAUGGUUUUUUAUGUAUGAUUUAGAAAAAAAUUUUGCAAUAAGAAUUACUACGGCUGUAAACAGUUGUUAGCUAUUUUUUCUCCCUUUUUCAACAAGUGGCAGUAAGUAGCAAGUUUGGGGACAGGAUCUUCCGGCAGGUGCUCUUAUCUAUUGUGAGUGGAAAGGAAAUAUGUAAAUAAAUAUUUCUUUGAAUUUUCUCUUGGUAAUUCUGCCACAUUAGCUACACCAAUUUCAAGAUCAAAUUAUACAUCAGCUGCUUACAGCCCAAGCAAACUAUUUCUGAAAUAUGAAUUCCAAAUGUAGUAGCUAUUUUUGCAUUGAUUGGAUUUCUUGACGUACUGUUAAUCAUGGCAGAAAGGUAGGAUGAAGUUUUGUAAUCAAAAGAUUGCAUUGUUUCUCGUUGAACAUGCACUUACAAAGUAUUUCAUUUUGCAAAACAACCUUCAUUUCAGUCUAACAAAUGAACAAAGGGCUGUGUUGAACUGUGCCUCAUUGGGUCAUAAUCUAUUAGUUAGUGGACAAGCCGGAACAGGAAUAGAAGUGAAGUGAAGCUGAAGUGUAGAAGUGAAGCUGCCCUCGUAAAUUUCAAAAUUACGACAGACCCUAACAAGAAAAAUAUUAUGCAGUCAACUUUAAGAAUUGAAGAUAAAUCAAGGCGAAUCCAGGGUAUUAUUUUUUUUCUAAAUCAUACAUAAAAAACCAUUGUCAAACGCUUUUUAAAAAGAAGAGUAGAGAUCAAAACAUUAACAACGCGACAUGUUUUGAUAUUACAUGUCACUAUCACACGCGAUGCUUGACUUCCGCGACCCCGGAGUGCAAUGUGAGAAGUGAAAAAUCAGUUACCGUGCCCAGUAGGCUAAAUGCUCCAAUUGUCCUUUGACGGUUGAACAAUUUGACCCUGCCAGCCCGCGUCGGUUUGAAUUGUCGACGUGACGGUUGGAGUCCGUUGCGGGUCUGCUCUCGACUCGCCUCACCUCAGCCGUGUAUUGCCCACUUCGUUGGCGAUUUAGGACCUUCGAAAGGGGAAUUUUGGCGAUGUGAAUGAUGCAAAAUGUGCGUUAUUUAUCAGGACAUCUGUUUCUGGCGGUAUUGUCUCCAUGUCGCAAAUGUCACGGAAUUUAUCGCCGCCGAGAGCGGAGCCGGUCAAGAGAGGUUUGCCAACCUUCUCUUCUCUUCUCUCUACCGCUCCAAAAAAGGCCUUAAACAGUGCCUAGGAGGUCUGAAAUGCAGUCAGAAUACAAAGAAAAACAAGAAGACGCUAAAGGUAAGCUUCAAAGCGAUAUUCAAUGUACAUUUUGCUAAUUUAGUGAGCAAAGAAUAUUUCUCCAUACAACGUCUUAUAAUUUUCUUGCUGUAUGAAUAAUUAAUUAGCUAAGUAGGAUAAUGUUGUUCACGGCUCUCAUAGUGAGCUUGGGCUACCUGUGGUUUGAUAAAAAGUUUGAUAAUGUUCGAUGUUAGACCUGUUCUAGAUCGAUUAUUAAAAUCUGAUAACUAUCCGAUAAAAUAAUGAUAUCUUUUUAUUAUCGCAGCUUUAUGGAAUUUCCCUUGUUUUUUCACCCUCAUUUUUCGUAGGAGACAAAAAAGAAAUUUCGGUUUAACCUGAGAACAGAUUUUACCUACAAUGCUUUCACAUGUUGAUUUGCCUAUAUUUGUGACUCAAGUUAUAAAGGAAUGGUUGAAUGCAGUUGUUAAUAAAUAAAUUCCCACUUGGAGAACCAGUUUGACCAAUCCCAAAAAAUAAUUUGUGCCUGCAAAAUACAAAAAAUCACCUAUCUGUAAAAUUAAACUCUCACAAAAAUAAAAUGUGAAAUGGUACUGUUGCACCAUUAUUAAGUAUACUUUCUUUCUUUGUUCCUAUUGUAGUGUUCAUGUCUGCAGUGUUAAAGGAUUUUUAGGAUUCCUGUGAUGUCCAGGCUGAUGGAGGUAAGAAAAAUUGAUCAUCUGUUAGUUAUAGUGUUGGUCUAGUGAAGGUUGAUUGUAAAUUCUCGGUAUUUACAUCUUCAUUCUCUAGUUGUAAGGGUUUGAGGUUUGAGAAGUUUGAGCUGUGGCUCUAAAUUUUGGUGGAGGGAUGUUAGUUAUGUCAGACCCGAAUGAGGGCCCUUUGUGUUGUCAAUUGAUGGAUUUCCUUACACAGUAAACUAUUUCUUAUUUUUCCUCUCCCCUCUCCCUGUUUAAUUUUAUAUUUAAAGGGAGCAUACUGAUGGGAGCAAUAAUUAUUUGGUGGCCAAGCAUUUCAUUGAGUAGGGGACCCGGUGGAGGCAUGUUGGGGUAGUAAUAGUUCUUGAUGAUGCUUUUUGCUGCUCAAACCAAGAUACAGUUUAACUAAGCUUUUGUUAUGUGGGCCUCAUUGGCUUGUUUUGACCCUUCAAGCCCCAAGAGUGAACAACGUCAAUUUUCUCCUAACUACAUCUGUUCAAUACAUCAACAAGAGAGAAGGUUAUGAGAAUUAACAAAAUGAUCACUCAAAGGAAAAAUGCUUAAUUAUACCUUUUGUAAUCAAAUUCUCUCUACUACUUCUUUAAGGAGGCGUGUGGAGGUCGGUCUGGAUUUGCAUUUUGUUGUUUAAGGGUUAUUAAAAUUAUCUGCAAUAUUGAGUUGGUGCAUUAAGCUUUGUGAUCCCUCCCAAUCUCAAACAAAAGAGAGUUUUAGCAACAAUGGCAGCAAAAAAUGUCACUACUAAAAUAAAUUUACCUUUUUAAACUUUGUUGAAAGUUUUCCAAGGCACUUACAAUGUUAGAGGUGUAUUAACUUCCUUGGAGUGAAAUUCUUCUUCAACUAAACUUGGCAUUAGGAAUUUUUCACGUCAAAGUUGUGCAGUAAUAGUAAAGAAUGUACCAUAAAGUGUGCUGCAUGUGCAGAGUUUGUUUUUUUAUGGUCAUUAAAUCUAUUACUUUGCGACAAUCCUGUGGCUGUUGCUGUCAUCGUUGCCAAAGGUAGUUACAGUGUGUCCGGAAGUAUAAAGCCAAUCAGGCAUGAGAAAACUUAACCACAAGCAAGAUCGUAAAUUAGUUUGUGGUUUUGUGGCCAGUUCACGUGUCUUUAGUCUACUUGAUGUUUGCUGUGAUUGGUCAUAACACAAUAAUCAUUCCUGAGAUAUUUCAAGUGUUCACGGUUUUCACGGUCGCAUUGUAACAUUGUCCUCACCUCUUAGUGUGGUACAGGUGUACUGUGUUGUUGAGACAGUCUUAGUAACGUGCAUCAUCUUUAACGUUUUACCCUGCAAGUUACCUCUGUCACCCCUCCCUCCAAGUCAUAGUGAUAUUCCCAUAGAUUUUAAACAUAUUGUCCUCAAGUUUAAGUAGAAAGUAAAGUUGAUUUGUAACAGUUUUGAACUGUUUACGUUUUCAAUAAGAUGUUACUCUACAUGCAUAAUUUUAUGUAAACUGCUAAUUUUUGUUAGAGUGUGGCAACCACAGAUACAUCUUAAGUCAUUUGGCCCUUGGGAUGAUUCCUGGCCUAAGUAAUUAAGUAUAUAGUAUGUACCCGAAGUUCAAACAUGAUAUGUCUUGAGCCAUUGUUACACAAUGUGUUGGUUGUGCAGCAGUCAGAAUGUAAUGAUUUCUAUUGCAAAAGCGCUUUACUUGUUAGUAUAAAUAAUCUAUAGUUUUCUUGUCAACCUUUUCAAAUGGUAUGGACUCUGAAGAGCAAUGCAAGACAUUGCUUGAGUUUAAGUUAUUGUAAGUCAAUUUAGGUUCGUAUGAAUUUACAUUACAUUCAAAAGGCUUUUUAUCAAAUCCUUUGGAUAAUUUAUGCUACUCUUCUUUUAGGAUUUGUCAUCCUUUCCCAGCACAGCCUCUACAUCACAGGAAGACCACGAAAGCAAUUCAGGAUCCACUUCCUCCAGGAAAUUAAGAGUUACUCUGUUAAGCAGUGAAUGGAGAUCAACAAAAGGAGGCUUGUCAACCAUCAACCGAGAGCUGGCCAUUCAGUUGGCAAAACAUCCCAGCGUGGAGGUCAGCGUUUAUCUCCUUCAGUGUAGUGAAGAGGAUAAAAGAGUCGCUGCAAGUCACAAUGUCCGUCUCGUUGAAGCAGAAAAAAUGUUAGGUUAUGACCCAGUUGACUUGUUGUCCUUUCUACCAAAAGACCAUGCUGUGGAUUAUGUGAUAGGACAUGGGGCCGUUCUUGGUCGGCAAGUGCAGGGUAUAAAACGACAUCAUCAUUGUAAGUGGAUUCAGGUUGUUCAUACCUCUCCAGAAGAACUUGGAAUGUACAAAGGAUAUGAAGAGCACAUUUCCAGAGGCGAGGACAAACACCAGGUUGAGGUUGAACUCUGUAAAUUGGCUGAUCAAGUUGUAGCUGUUGGACCCAAGCUGGCUGAUGCUUAUUCCGGUUAUCUCCGUCCUUGUGGAAAAGAUCAGGAUGUUCUCAAUCUAACCCCAGGCAUUUUCUCUGAGUUUGCUGAUGUUAGUCAAGCUACUGAAGAAAGAAACUCAUUCAAUGUUUUGGUCUUUGGACGUGGUGACAAUGAAGAUUUUCAGCUGAAGGGAUAUGACAUUGCUGCCCAAGCCAUUGCUGAGUUGAAAGACACGACCUACAAACUUGUGUUUGUUGGAGCAACACAGGGAGAAGAAGGGAAAGUAGCAAAAAAGUUAGUGGAGCAAGGCAUUGAUCCUAGUCAACUUAAAGUGCGUCGCUUUAAUGAAAGUAGAGAGAAACUAGCUGAUUUAUUUUGCGAAGUAGAUCUUGCUGUAAUGCCAUCACGAACUGAGGGCUUUGGUCUAGCUGCCCUUGAGGCUUUAUCUGCUGGUCUGCCUGUGCUGGUUAGUGGGAACUCUGGUUUUGCGGAAGCUUUAAAGAAAGUUCCUCAUGGUUUAAGCUGUGUAGUAACGUCGGACGAUCGAAGAGACUGGGCCAGUGCAAUAAGAGCCAUCCGUCACAAGGACAGGGAGAUGAGACUUGGAGAGUUUAAUGUUGUGCGUGGGGCAUAUGCAAAAAAGUACAGCUGGAAGGAACAGUGUGAUAAACUUGUUGAAAGGAUGAAAGUGAUCUCUUCAGAAGGUCAGUUAAAAUAAGUGCUGUUGUAUUGCGUCCUCUGUUGCAUAUAUAUUAAACUUAAAAUGAAAUGUAUGCUAGCCCGCAAAGAAAGCCAGCUCUCCCAUCGCUCCCCGCUACUGGCGAUGUUCGCAGAAGAGAAUGAUUAAUAAUGAUAAUAAGACGCUGUGGGAGCGUAUAUUUGGGCGUCGAUGUACUAGGCGUGUGUGAAGUCUGAAGUUUUGUAUGUGUAUUAGGGAUGUGUGAUUGGUGCAGUAGCGCUGUAUAAUUUAGGGUUUGGUUGAGAUGCGUGAAGUGGAAAGCGUGGAGUUAUAUUGGACGUGAAUUGGUAAGAUAAUGGAUGUAGUUUGUUAAUCAGUGAAACUUGUUUCUCGUAGAAUUUAAUAUGAAGUAACAUAAAAUAAUUAUUUUGCGAGGUAAGCUCUAGUGAUUUUAGGUGUUGCAGUGAGGUAGUUUUGCUGGAAGUGCUAAUCUGGUUAUGAAGGGAUAGUGUCGUUACAGUGUGUUGAAAUAAAGUGGUGGUUGUGAGAAGUCUUAUCAAUAGUCUUAUCAAAAGUCUUAUCAAUGGUGGAAAACAUCAAGUACUUAUACGUUUUUUAAAACCUUUUUAGGGUGUCUGUUUAAGAUUGGUUUUCGCUUAUUUUUUAUUAUAUUUGUAUGGAGAGAACAAGGAUAAGGCCAAAAGUUCAUUGAAUAUAGAGAGGGGAGUAUGAAGAUGUUGAGGGGGAGGGGGGAUGAAAUUUUGCGUGUGUGCUCGGGGGCUUUGAAAAAUCGGUGAGGUCAAGGGGAAAGGCGUAAAAUCUGGCUAUAAAACUAAGAGCCUGAUUACUAGAGCCGGGCUGGCUCACUUUGCAGAGAUAAUAAUAAUAAGAGGGAUAAUAGAUAACAAUAAUAAAAAUAAUAGUUUAGAAUUUCUAUUGCGCAGAUUCCUUGACGAGAUGAUCAACUGCGCAUUACAACAAUACGUAGAAUAAAAAUAACUAAAUGAUAAAUAAGAAUUACAUCAUGUGUUGUGUAUAAUAUUAAAAAACCUAACUAAGAAUAAAAAGCCUUACUAAAAGGUAGGUCUUUAAAAGUUUUGCUAAAAAAUAAAUAAAAAUUACAUAGUUGUGUUAGGUAUUAAGUAAACCUAACGAAGAAUGAAAAACCUUACUAAAAAGAUGCGUCUUUACAAUUUUUUUAAAUGAAUGAUGUCUCAGAGGCGGCUUUAUUCGCUGGCUAAAUGUACAUGUAUACUUAAUAGUUAUGAUUUAUUGCAUUUACAAAGUAAAAAGGUGCUGUGCACUCAUUAAACUUGAAAGCAUUCAAAUACAUGCUCAUUUAGAAGCAGAACUUAUCACAAAUAACUGCACCUACGUCUUGGCAGAAAUAGCUGUAUUAUUUAGAACGAUAACUAAACAAGAAUUAACUCAGUCGGUAGAGCACUUGACUGUAGAGCGGGAGGUCGUGGCUAUCACGGGGCCAGACCAAUACUCAGGGUCUUAAAAUAACUGAGAAAUGAAGGUACUCCUUUUGCGCUGCAAGCGGCUGGACCUUCGCGUGGCUCGAAUGAUCACGUAAAAUAGCGUCCCGUGUCAAUUAGGAGACGUAAAAAUAGUGUCCCAAUUAGUACUUUCGUGAUAAAUACAUUCACACUCAAAUAAAGUGCUUUUUUUUGUUCAAGGUGGAGUUGUCUGAAUCAUGUUCAACGGUAAUCUUGGGUUAACUAUAAACAGAACAUAUAACUAACUCUGGUUUGGACUAAUGGUUCCACAUGUAUCAUUCUUUAACAUUGUUUAUACAUGUAGUUAACUAUAUUUAGGUAGUGGGUUGGCCUAAUUGAAAAUGGCUGAGAACUCGGUUUUGUUAAACACUGGCAAAUCUCCAUUCAAAUAAACGGGUGAAGAGUUGUUUCUAUUUUGUUGUAGGUCCUCAUGCAGAUGAGCAGAAUUUAUCUAGGGAAGUCCCAGUGAUCUGUCAAGGUGAAAAACCCUCUCCUGCUGCACAGCGCCAUCAUAAAGGUACACUUUAAUUUAGUUGAGCCGUAGAAUAAUGAACAGCUGUGUAUAUAGUUACUUUUACAAAAACUUUAUGUUGGGGAUUGGUUUAAUUGCAGGUGCAGCGAAGAGACCCAGGUCUUCAAAAAAGGGAAAAGGGCCGCUAUCUUUAAGUGUUGUCACAGCUCCAAAACAACCGAGACUGUUGAGAUACGAAGGUAAAGUUUCUUUCUGGUUUAUUUAUGGUAUUGCACCACAUAAGCUGCAUAGAUGACUAAAUAAGAUUGUGGUGGUGCUUUUUGUUGGAGGAACCUCUUUCGCGCUUAAUCCCUCUGGCUACGUAGCACCUUAACUAAACUCAUUCCCAUUCUUCUCGCAGCUUUAUUGCCUGAACAAAGGCGCUUCUAAACUAAAGCGCUUGUGUGCUCUUAUUGGGCCUGCUGUGCAGCACGGCAGUGUCUUCAUUGUCCCGCUUUUCAAGUCGGUUGGACUCUCAAGAAGCUAGAGUUGCUCUCGGCUGCGAUUACUAGAGCAAAUCUUGCGAUUCUCUGUGAUACGAUAUGCUUAAGCUGAAGGUACAACUAGAACGAGGCCACAUUUUGUUAGUGGAGUAGUAAAGCAGAUAGUAUUUUCUUGUCGUCAUUCAUGAUCAAAAAGAUCCUUUGGAAAAUAACUUUUUGAGCGCUAGCCUGUUGCCAGUCAGAGUUCGUCACAAUGAAUUUAUACCAGUUUUAGUGUCUGUCUGUCUGUCUGUUUGUUUGUUUGUUUUUUUUUUUUUUUUUUUCACAUACAUUACACAUUCGGUUACACUUCAAAACACCACUUGAUUGACACUUUAAUUUUAUGCUUGUGACUAAAUGUCUACAUUGCGAGAACAACAGUACAGCGAAAUUCUAACAAACGGACAUUUUUUUUACAUUCUCGAUGUUCAUUUGUAUCAGGGCAAGCUCCCGUAGGCCGCCAUUUAACCCUUUACUCCUGUAGUGGUCGCUUAUGUGAACCAUUCUCGUAAGCGCCCCGAGGCUGUCCGCUUACGAUAGCUUCCACCGUGAUCUUUUAAAACAUUUGUUCGUUUCCGAUUGGCUCAAAUCUCCUGGCUGAUUCUUCAUAAGCAGUUAGUGCUGUUGAAAUUAAAGCUGCAAGACGUUUGCGAUGUCCGAUAAAAUGACUCUCAAAAGGCUCGGCAAAGAGACAUCAGUGUUCAAGAAAAGGAAAAACUUUGUUACCUGCUAGUGAUAUUUCGGCUGAAAAACAACCGAGACUGUUGAGAGAUGCAGUCUUGUUUGCUGUCCUUUAUUGGUAGAGUUACUGUAUCAAAUUGAUGACUUCAUUUGAAAAUUCAAGCAUUAAGAGAGUGUGCACUGCAGGCAUCUCUAGAUGGUACCACAGUUAUGUAUUUUAUUGUUUAAUAUGUGUGUAAGAUUCUGCACUUGACCUUAGCUUGGCAACUUGUCCCUAUGACAAGUGUUUUCCUUGUGACAGGUGUUCUCAUAGCAACGAGUGUUGUCCUUGUCGUUUUGAAACUGCAUAGCUGUAACAUUUUGUAGUGAAGGUUUCGCCCUGACCGUUUUAGAAUUAAGCUACAAUCCCGGACAAAACUACUUGAGAAAGUUUUCCCCAUCAUGUCCACUUUGCUACGCAACAAAACUAUUUCCAAAACGACGCCUUUGCGGAAAGAAAACCCCUUCCCCCAAUUCAAUGUUGCUUCCCACAAACGCCCAAGGAUCAGGCUUUCUUUUGAAUACACAACAACAUUGCUUUCAGGGGAAGGGGGAGAGGGAAGAACCGGUACAGCUACGAUGUUUAGAAAAAUGCUGUCCAAGUAUACAAUUUUCUCAACAGUUUUGUCCAAGAUUGUGUACAAGGUGAUUCGCGUUUUGUCGCAAGAAUAUUUGCAAGGACAAAACAAAAACAUGCUAAUAAAAAGCACUUUACAGAAGCUGUUUUGAGCACAAAGUUUCACGCCACCCCAUCUUCUCAUAGAAAAGCAAGACCUCAUAUACGUUUUUUGCAGCACCCUCUUUAAAACAGUCAGAUUUCGCAAUAGCCGUACAACGCGUGCUAAUUGUUACAUAUUUUCCUGUAGUUCCGGAAUGGAAGGCUCGGAAAAUGUGAAAAGUAAUUUAUCUUUUUCAGAAGAGUCUGAACAAGACUUGUAUGACGGUUCUCUUCGAAGAAAAGGAGUUCGUAGUGUUUAUUUAGGGACAUAAUAGUCAAUCCGGUAUGGAACCGUUUCCCGUCACGUGGAAAUUGCUUCUCAGAGCUUAUAAUUGGUUAAACUAUGGGUGUUACAGAAACUUUGUUUGUUAAAAGUCGGUUAACUUUUUACGAUAAUUCCAUGGAUAGAAUAAUAUUACGAUUAACAAAGCAUCGAAACGGUUAACACCAUUUCGUUUUCAAUAGAGAAUGACCUUCUGAUUCUUAUUAAACUUCCCUGUUAAUCGUUGUUAACCGUUGCUAAUCUUCGCAGCCGCUCAAAAAUGUCCUGUUAAUCGUUCCGACUUGCAGAUAUUGUGGAGAGAAAAAGAUUAGAAGUCAACUAUGGCAACUUUUAUCAUGCCUUGGUUUACAAAUUAUUAAUUUAAGUCACCAUUUUUUCCAGUCACAUGUAACCCGAAGACAAAACGUGCACUUUUACAGGUCACGCGAUAGUACAUCUUGUCACGUUAUCGCGUGUGACAUUUCUAGCUUUCAUAGUGUGUUUCUUUGGACAGGAUAUCGCCACAGUUUCAAAAGUAAGCCUUCAAAUGUGAAAAGUAAAAAUGCAGCUUUUGUAAAUAUUUCAUCCUCUCUCCAUUUGAUGCUUUUAUUCAUUGCAAGUGCUUGCCCAUUGACUAUUUCGGCGAUGGGAAAAUUGUUCAAAGUUGUCGGGUCACGCGCUCUGAAAAUUCAGCCAAAGUUUCAUGUGUUAUAUGUUGAUCGAAUCGUAGUGGGUGAAAUUCCCGUUUUCUGGCUAAACUGCUUGACGGAAACGUCCUUUUCGUCCUCGAAAAGCGCAAUGUAUGUCCGCUACUCUUCACUCAAAGCGCGCGUAAAAACCAUGCAUGGAAAAUGAAUUUCGCAAACGUUCUUGACUGACCACUCCAAUCAAGUAAGACAAUACAAUUGGUUUUCUUGUCAUAAACGCCUCUGUUUUCACUCAUUUUGCAUUAAUUAUCUACUUUUCUUUGAAAUGUACUACAUUUAUAAAGAACAGGCUUAUUUGGCUGCGUUAAAGGUUGCAAAUCGCCUUUUCCAGUCAAAUACAAUCCCGGACAAAACUACUUGAGAAAGUUUUCCCCAUCAUGUCCACUUUGCUACGCAACAAAACUAUUUCCAAAACGAAGCCUUUGCGGAAAGAAAACCCCUUCCCCCAAUUCAAUGUUGCUUCCCACAAACGCCCAAGGAUCAGGCUUUCUUUUGAAUACACAACAACAUUGCUUUCAGGGGAAGGGGGAGAGGGAAGAACCGGUACAGCUACGAUGUUUAGAAAAAUGCUGUCCAAGUAUACAAUUUUCUCAACAGUUUUGUCCAAGAUUGUAGGACCUUCCUUCAUCCAGUUUCAGCAGGUGCACAGUCCAUACUGUUGAAUCUCAUUAUUCACUUUUAUGUAGGGAGCAACAUCACUUUUAACUUUGUUUUACAUUUUGUGGCGAAAGCUAAACCGUUCUGACUGGCUUGAUGAUGAGCUUGCGCAUUUAUGAGGCCGUGUCCUUUAUCACUGCCAUUUUCCAAUUGGAUGUUAAACAGCCAAUUAAAAAGAGUGGAUCUCAGUUUCACUUGUGCUUGAAGGAGAUGAAGGCCUAAAUUGUUCCAUUUUUGUGUAGCCCUUUGUCUUUGGGAAUAGUUUAGAAUAUCUGCUGUUUCCCGUGGCCAAAAGGUAAUAUUUGCGGUACAAGGGAGGCCCUCUUCCCUUGUUUUUAUCCACAUCUAUUAUCUAAUCAGACAAUGUUUAGAAAGAAGUCGCUGGUGUGUUUGCUAAUAAGCACCAAAGGAGGUUUGAGUUUGGCAUACUACUGAAAUAUUAGUGAUUAGCAGCAAAACUAACGAAUAAUACGAAUUUCCAACUUUCUUUGUUUUUUUUUUCUUUUUAAAUAGUGACAUUGACAUCUGCCAUUCUCAAAAAUUGCAAAAGAAAGUAGUCUCUUUGCCAAAAAACGCUAAAGAAAUCAAUUUGAAGUUUAAAAAGAGAAAUAUCCAUGUUCGUAGUGCAUGCAGUCUCUGACUACCCAAUUUCCCCCCUAGAGACUUGCCCCUCCGGCCUCGCUUGGUCCGUCUCCUCGUUAAAUCGCACCCACCCGUAAAAAUCCUGGCUACGGGCCUGCGUGUUAUAAUGUAAUACAAAAAUCUGGCUUUAUCAACUAAGUACAUAAGGUUAAUAGUCAACCGUAAAGAGAUUGGAAAGCUGACCGUCAAGCGAAAACAAGCCCCUUCAGUAAACCAGUGAAUGAUUAAUGAGUGGUUAAUUGACCAUUCACUUAUGAUAGCAACAGUAGUGCAUAAUCUUACGAAUGAACGAGUUAAUACGAAGUUGUCAGAGGCAUCUUCCCCUCCUCGCCCUCAGCGAGCAAUUCGUGUCUCACCAGUGAAGCGAAAUCAAAGUAAAAACUGUCGAGAACUCGUAAAUGAAUUUUAAAAAAAUAUUUAUGCGAUAAAAUUAAGUAUAUAUUUUAAGUUGAAAAGAUCACGUACCUGUCCAAGUGAAAACACCCUUCGCAUAUUCACGAGUUCAUGUUCUAAAAAUAGCCACUCCAGGGGUUCAGCUUUUGUAAUGUAGCUACGUUAUUUUUCGUUACUCGUUUUUCGUACUACACUGAAAAUGCAGACUGUUUUUUGACCUGUUUCUCGUUUGUAGUUCGUAUGGUAAGAUAUAUAGGCGCGCGAAACCGAGGUUUUCUACCUUCUUCCUCUCGCCUCUCCCUUGAUUCAGCUUUCGCGUAACCUGAGAUCAGCUAUUUUCACCGCCCUACUUCUCCCCAGUUUCCUCCCGUUUUAUUUGCGUAAUCGCGCUUUCUCAAUUUCGCGGACCCGUCUAUUUCGCGACACUAGGCAAUGUAGGGUUAUCAUCAUCAUCAACAACAUUGGGAGGACGAGUAGACGGGCAAGAACUAAAAAACAGCAUUGGGUGGAACAUGCUAUAUAACUUGCAAUUAAAUACUCAUUUUCAAUUAGUAAUUUGCCGCGGAAAAGUAAGGGAAUUCAAUAUGUAGCAAACCCUAGUAUAUUUUUAGUUGCAAGUACUAUGUACUUCACCCAGGGAAAACAUAGAACGUGUGAAGCACGCGAGUGCAAGCUCAGAUCGCAUGACACAACCAUAACGUUUAUUUUUGUUGUAAAUUGUUGUUUCUUGGAAGACGACUAUAUUCGUUGGACCCAGAAUCAUAAUUUUGUCAUUUACAAGUAAAUUCUUCCUCUGACUUAUUACAAAUAAGGAUGCGUAUUAAAAUUAGAAAUGAGACUUGCAAGUUGCAUUCUCUUCUUGAAAAUGUAUUGUGAAUUGGGUGGAUAUUUUAUGUAAUACUUUCAGUCAACAGUGUGAAUAAAUUUUAAAAAUAUUGACGUACGUAUACAUUUACCUGAAUGAAUAACGCUGUGAAGACAGCGAAAAUAUAGUAGAUUUUUUAUACACCACCUUCAAAUGGUACUGGGCGAUCCCAAUUUACCCAGCCAUUCUUAUAUGCGCUUCAAAGAAAGCAUGGAGCAUGGGUAUAGUUACCGCCCUUCUAGAAAUCGAGAAAAACAGUGUGAAUAUUGAAACUAUAGCAACUAUUUAUUAACUUAUUUUUUUUUCUUACAUCAAAGCUGUCACCUUCAAACACAUUAGCAGUUUUCUAAUGGUUCAAGAUCAAUGCAGUCAUCUUCUAUUUAGAAAUUGCAAGCCCUUUGCCAUACAUUCUUAAGAGUAUAAAUCUAUGGCUAUUCUGUGCAAUUAUUCCACCCUUUUCGUCCUUCCCCCACACUUGCCUUACCCCUCCACCCAUUUACUUUUCUACCCUCCCCCCUCCUUACUUUACUCUUCUGCCUCCCUGCCUCCCCCCCCUGUCCUUAUGAGAAAUUUUCUUGGAGUCAAUACUAACUUACCGUUUUAUUCGAGGGAGGCAACUAUUUCAAUAUUGCUCACUGGAAGUCGUGCCCUAAAUACUUUGUUUUUUUUUAAUCCCAUUAAAUAAAAAAAAAUGAUCACAUUAAAUAAACUUGGGCUUUUUAAGUGUUCUAAAUUGGUGGAAAAUUUGUGACAUUUGAAGCCCCAUUUAAUUACCUUCCUUGUUUUCAAAGUCCUUGAAACUUGGAGGAGACGUACAUUGAUGCUUAAUCUCGGGAUUGUCAAGUUUUUUAAAAAAAAUUAUCGAGCGGUUUUUAAAUAGCCGUGAAAUUUGUAGGCGUGGAACAAAUUACAUUCAAAAAUGGUAAAGAAAGCAGCCGAACGUAGGCUAAUCAAAUUCUUCUUUCUCGCAAUCGGCCUAAGCAAUCCCCCUCUCUUUUCGUGCAAAGUUCCAGAUGGAAUCAAACCAUUAUGAGAUGAAACUGCUUUUUCAGACCUCAUUAUUUUCUUUAGGUAUUAGCUAAUUAUGUCGAUAGCAUGUUUAUUCACUGUUUUUAUGACCCUUAAACUUUGUUUCAAAACCUUUCCAAAACGCUCUCAUAGAAUUUCUUCAAACUUUGCCAUAACCGAGGCAACUAAGAGAGGUACAAACACCCUUAAGCGAUUUCUGAAAAAAAAUCCCAGUACCGAGAAAUACAAAGGCAAGUAAAAAAUGUAAUGGCGUCAUUAUGUUGCCAUGGUAACCCUGGUGUCAACAAAACAUGGAUCAUAACGAAUUUUCACAUUUAUUUAGUGUAGCUGUGGUAACCUUUUUGCGUUAUCUUUGUUAAUGCCGACGUGGUAAACGCUCAAAGUGGGGAAGUAUACUCCCUAAAAAAUCCAGUCGAGCCACCUUAACUGUAGGCUCUUAGCAAAUGAGAAGACAGAUAGUGUGUACAAUGUACAUGUAUAGUGAUACAAUGUAAUUCAAAUAAUUGGUCUUCGUAUUGUGUACUGUUGGCAUUAGGAAAUUGUGGUAACGAUGUUCACUCAACUACAGUGACAACAGUGAUGAAAACCUCUCGAUAACAAAUUUUCUUUUCUCUUUUUGAACUCAGGAUGAGAUCCCUAACAUUUCAACUCCACCACAUUUGACAGAUUGAGAGAGUUGGAAAAAGUCGCUAUAACUUUGAAUGAACGCAAACUUAAUCUCUCAGUUUCACUUUUCUCGUGACGACCUUACUGCCGUUAACUUUUGAAUGUGCACCGUAAUUUUUAGGGAGUUAUUAUAACUCCAAAAAUGGAGUAAAAAUUUUAGGUACGGGAUAACCCCUUUUUUGGGGUUAUUUUAACUCCUAAUUUAACUCCGAAUUUGGGGUCAUUUUUACUCCUGAAAAAGAGUUCUUUUUACUCCUAGUCUGGAGUUAAAAUUACUCCGAAAUGGGGUUACUUGUACUCCUUACAUGGGUUGUUUUUACUCUUUUUGGAGUUAAUUUAACUCUGAAAGUGGAGUAAAAAUUUUAGGUACUGGAUAACUCCUUUUUUGGGGUUAUUUUAAGUCCUCAAUAUCUGGGGUCACUUUUACUCCUGAAAAAGAGUUCUUUUAAACUCCUUUUUGGAGUUAAAGUAACUCCACGAAAAAUAACUCCACUGUAAGGAGUUAAAUUAGGCCCACUAGAGGAGUUAUUAUAACUCCCUGAAAAUUACAGUGUGGUUACUUCAGUUCCCCACUGUAGGAACAGUCCAAUAGUAAUAGUCUGUCUUAGCAGAAACAGUAAGAAUCAUCGUAAAUUUUGCCUUAUAGUAAGCCUGAUAGUCUUGCAAAAUGUUCCAUAAAAAGUUCAGAAAAUUUUCAAAUUUGAGUUAAAAAUUAGAGCCGUUCCAGGGCAUUUGGUUGCUUAUUCUUGCAUCAAAAGUUCAUUUUCAGAAAACAGUGACUGCGUUUAUUUCUACGAAGUCAAACUAAGCCGACCGCGAUUUAAGACAGUUGAUUCCUUGUAAUUUUGUAUAUUUUAUUACUUGUAUAGUGCAGAAUAUGAUCUAAUGCCCUUUACAGUGAAGCUAAACUGAAUGAAAUAAUUAUACAAAACCAACUGUAUGCAUUCUUAACAUUGUUUAUAGAAAGCGAUGUUUAGAUAGAAGGACUAGCCUAAUUAUAAUUUGCUCACAACUCGUUUUCAGUGUUAAACGUUGGCUAUCUCUGUUCUUUGUACCGUCCCUGAUGCUUUGAAGCAAAGAAUAAUUGUUACUACUCUUUUUGUAGGUCCCAAUAUAGAUGAGCAGCAUUUAUCCAAGAAAGCCUCUGUGAUCUGUCAAGUUGAAGAACCCUUCUCUUCUGAGAAACGUCUUUAUAAAGGUACACUUGAAUGGUAUAAACAAGAGCAAUAUGUCCACAAAAGCAGUUCGUUGUAACAGUAGUUUAACAAGGGCUUAUUGAGUAUUCCUUGCCGAAAAGUUACAGUAACAAGGAAUGGUCGAAGCCACUGAAAAAGACUAGUUUAAAAGGAGUCAAAAUUCGUUGUCAUUGUCACAGAUUAUGUUCGCCAGUUGUCCAUAAACAAGAUUCGUGCCAGAUUAUAUAAGAGAGGUGAAAUAUUUUUUAACACCUUCACAGGCGAACUUUGUCCGUUGAGUUUCAAAUAACUUCUAUUCCUUCCUUGUAAAAUGGCUGUGUUCGGCAGUCUAGUCUAUGUGUUUAAUUUUUCUAAUUACUAGCCUAAAGGUGGAUUUGCCCUGUCACUUAAUUUUUACACGACAAUGGAAUGCAGUAAUUAAUAACGGAUAUACUUACGUGCCCCACGAAACCUCAAAAUCCCUAAAAUUACCACUGUCGAGAGGCCUUAGGGACGGACCAUUAGAAAAGUUAUGGGGGGGGGAGGGGAAUUUUCGAGCUGCAAGAAUUUUUUUUCGUUAUCAAAUUCUUUGCAUGAAUUUUAUUUAAGCCAUUGCAUGAAUAUUUUUUAGGGUUAAUUGGCGUGUAUGAAUUUUUUUUCAUUUAAUUUUCCCUUGCGCGAAUAUUUUUUUUGUACUUCGCCCGCCCCCCCCAUAAGUUUUCUAAUGGUCCGUCCCUUAGAAAUGAUUUGGUAUUGCUAGGCUGUCUUUCUUCCAAUUAUUUCCUUUGUUUGUAGCUGUUACCGGGAUUAAUGGUUAGUGUAUAUAGCGUUACGAUACUUUUUUAUUGUGGAAAAUGGUCUUUCAGUUGAUUAGUCAAAUAUCUCUCGGCACAGUUAUUUAGACAUAAGCUUAAAGGGGCUACGUCGUGCUUUUUGCUAUCUUUUCAAAACGCUAAAACGUGUCUUCGAAUCGGUUGAAUGCCCAUGCUUCCUGUCGUCUGUUACUACGGAUGGCAAGGAUGGACAUGCGGAUUGAAACUGAAAGAUAUUGGGCCAACUUGUUCAAGAUUUAAUGCUAUGACUUAAAAAAUCACCAAUAAUAAUAUUAUGGUUAGUGUUCUUUAAUGAAAUUAGUUUGAUAUGUUUUUCAUAAGACCCCAGGAGCAUUUUAUGUAGGUAAUGACUCAUUAAAUUGCAGGCGAAGCAAAGACAGCAAAGAUAUCCAGGUCUUCGAGAAAAGGCAAAAGGCCUGUCCCAGCUCCAAAACAACCGAAACUGUUGAAAGAGGAAGGUAAAGUUCGUUUCUGGGUUAUUUAGAGUAAGGGUUGGUAUGGCAUUACAUGUGUAUGAGAGAGUUUAGGAUGGUCUUGUGUCAUCGGUCUCGUGUUUCUAAAAAGCGGCUUCAAAAGCUGCAUAGCUUACGAAAUAAGAGUGUGACAGUACUUCCCGCCCGCUCAACUUGGCUCAUCCCCAUUAUUCUCGCAGUCCUAUCGCCUAAACAAAUGCACUCCUGAAAUAUAGCGCUUGUGUGGGUUACUUUCCUUUGCUGCACAGGGCAGUGGCUUUAUUAUUUGGGUCCCCUUUUCUAGUGGGACAUCGUGAAGCUAUAGAUGGUUUUCAUAGUGACGUCAUCAAAUUGUAAAGUCAAAAUAGCGAGGUUUUACGCAUUCUUAUUUGCACUAGGUUGAAGAUAAACAAAAGGUAAAUCUUUGUAUAAGUUCCCAUUCCCGUAGCAUGUUUCAUUUCGAAAAUACAGCAAUUUGAACUUCCGAGUUUUCACAGUGCGUGAAAAAUAGGAAUGCUGUCUCGUUGAAAAAAGUCUCCCCUUUUGAUUUUCAGCAGUAUAACCAUUUCAAGUAUUAGAAGAUAUGUCUUUGCGCUCGUAUGCUAGUUCUCGAGUGAAAAGAAAGAGCUUUUAUAGAAAAAGUGAACUCCAGAUGUUUCUGUUGAUUUCCGGCGGCUAUAUUGGUGCACCAAAACGGUACACCAAUGUGGCGUCUCCAUACAAAGCUCUACAAAGGUGCAUGCGUGAAAUGUUUCGGCAAAUAACUCAGAAACUGUGGGCCACAAAGACCUGAGACUUGGACAAAUUGUUUAAAAAUUAAUCUUUUAUAACAUUUCAUUUUCUUGUCUUCUUCCACUAGACGGUUUCCAAUUUUUUUUUUUUGCGUGACAGUGAAAACGAUCUAUAGUUUCGUGGAUUCGGUUGCACUUAGAGAGAAUCUUGAGAUUCUCAUGUCUGACACACUCUCCAAACUUUCAGCGUGCUUCGUAAUACCAUAUAAGGUACAAGUAGAACGAGGCCAAAUUUAGGCCGAGACCCUGAUUAUGCUUUCAUCACGCUACUUUCAGUAUAAGAAACUAACUAUUUAGCGGUAGCCUCUUGUCAGUCAGAUCAGCCUCCUACGCAGACCUUUUUAGGGGUUCGUGACGCCCUAGGAAAGUCUGCGUGGGAGGCUAGACUGCUGAAAAUCGAACCACUUUCAGUGUACUCCUUAUCAGGCGAUAACCGGUAAAAUUUACCGCCUGAAGCAACACUUCUUUUGCGUGCAACCGCUUGAAAGUUUACAAAAUGUACGUAAAAAAAUACGCAAGUUGUGAUACGAUCCAGUUCUCACAAGGAAAUGAAAUGAAUAAAUGGAAAAGAACUUCAGUAUACACAGCUUUACUUUUUAUGGGCCAUGCAUUUUGGAAAGAGAAUAUUGAAGGCAGAGUAAAAUUAUUGGAUUCAAACGUUUUUAAUUGCUGUCUAUGGAUAAUAACGGCCGAUUUGCGUAAAAUAGGUCUUAAAAUGAGAGAAUGACUUUUCAGAGAACUUAGCUCCUAAAUUUCCAAGCGGGGGCGGGCCAUGUCCCUCACUCCACUACGGGCCUACCCACCCCCCCCCCCCCCCCCCAAGCAAGUGCAUCCUCUGGCGCAUGUUUUUUUGCCUUACCGGCCGUGAAUUGUCCCUUACCUGCUGAGCUAAAAUUUAGGGAGAACACUGACAUUCCUUACCCUUUGUAUCUGAGGUGUAAUGAACAAACCAAUCAUUUGUCAGAAACUUAAGAGUGAUCUCAGUUCUGUUUUGGAAGGCAAAUAAUUUGUACAUUAUUUUUUAAAGAAAUGAACAUUAAAAGUAAAAUGUUUUUACAGAGAGUGUAAGGCACUUAGUUUUCAUAAAAAUGUAAGCGUUGAUAGCAUUUUCUUUUUCGCCAAAUGUUACCAUUGUCUCUGUGAAGCUUAUUCUGUCACGGAAGGUAUUUUAAUUUAUGUCAUCGAAAUCAUUUACUUGUAUAGACAGAAACAUACUUAUCUGUAAGUAAAAUAAAGGAGAAUAAACGGCCUUUGUGCUUACUAAGGAGAGAAAAGCAUGUCACAGUGAGAUUAAUCCGUUUGGAAUUUCAAGUCUUUACGUUUGCGUUUAUUGACAAAUAUUCCCUCACCUUUUUGUUUCCAGCAGGUUGGGACAACUCGGUUGUUGUUGAACUGCUCAAAGCUGAAUACAAAAGGCGCUGUCUGUUAAGACCACUUCUUUGGGAUAGCACUAUCGAGUUACCCCUGGAGAACGUUUACACGCGACUGAAAAUCAUUUCAAGAAGAAAGUUGGCCACCCAGAUGGAAGCCAAUAUGGCGAAUAUGUCCCACCUCAUAGCCCUGGAGGGACAAAAUCCAGACUUAGUGGGUGAAAAUGACGAGGUGAACGUGACUGAAAUCUUCAAGACCCUUGAAAAAGGUAAGGAUGUCAUGACGCUUGUCGAAGGAAGUCCAGGAAUCGGUAAAACUACGUUUUGCCUUAAACUUGCUUAUGACUCUACACAUGGAAAAAUCCCAACAGAGUGUUCCUUUCCCAAGUUUGAAGUUGUGUUGCUCCUGAAAUGUCGAGACAUUGAUGGAAAUAUAAUUGAUACCAUAAGGGAGCAACUUCUGCCCAGAGAUGUUAAGGAGAAGGUUGUAGAGAAAUUUUUGCACUUCUUGAAGGAUAUUCAUAACCAGGAGAGAAUUUUGAUCAUUUUGGAUGGUUUGGAUGAGCUGCCUGAAAAAUCACGGCACCAUGUCGAUGAGCUGCUUCACAGAAGAAUUUUCCCAUUUUGCUAUGUCUUGGCUACGUCACGACAAGAAAGAGGAAUUGUAGUGCGAAAAAACUUUGUAUUUGACAUCCAUUUAGAGAUUAAAGGGUACACGGCAAGUGAUGCUAUUGUGUACGUAAGAAGACACUUCAAAACCAUUGGUCAGUCACCAAAGGGGGAGAGGCUCAUUGAGGAAAUGCAACAGAACACCUUCUUGAAUGCACUCCAAAAUAACCCGUUAAAUUUACUUCUCCUUUGUGUUGUUUAUGAGGACUACGAGGGAAAAUUGCCGACUUCCCGGAAGGAACUUUACCAAGUCAUUGUCCGAUGUCUUUUGAGACGAUACUGCGCCAAACGCAACUUGCCGGCUCCUGAAGAUGACAGUGUCUUAGAGGACACGUUUGAAACGGAAAUUCUUGCGCUUGGGGAGAUAGCUUGGUUAUGCCUGUUGAAUGAUCGUUAUGGUUUCCGUGAAACUGAAUUGGAUGAGUUUGAAAAAAGAUACCCGGGAUUGGUAGCUCGUGAGCUAGGCCUUCUUUACAAGGAAGAAAGUCUAAAGAGAUUAAAGCCUCAACAUGAGUACUACUUUCUUCACAAGACCUUCCAAGAGUACGUGGCUGCCGCGUAUAUCGCAGAGAAGUUAGUAAAUCAGCAGUUUGAUGUAUUUGAUCACUUUCCCUUUGACGACUUGGUAACGAAGUAUCCACAAGUGUUUAUCUUUGUUUCUGGGAUGCUGGGCGAGAAAGCAACUGUCCUAUUCACCAGGAUUGGCGAGGAGUUAAAGAAAAAUGAUUGGGACUGGAACUAUUACAACUAUUCCAGUGAGGAGGGAGCUACUUUCUUUAUUGAAAGCUUUAAUGAGAGUGGACAUCCUGAACAAAUGGCAGCUUCUCUAUGUAAAGUUAUACCUUUUCCAAAGGUCAUAACCCUUGAGUCAGAUGAAGAUUAUAAUCCUUCUUUUGUUGAUGUUUUAAUGGCUUGUAGAAGUUUUUCAAAUCUACAGACACCUGUUGAACUCCAUGCUGAUGCAUGUUCUUUGGAGGAAGGAAUGAGUGUCGCAUUGGAUUAUAUGGAAUCCUGUCCGCAGUUGACAAUCGUAAGUGUUGUUUCUGAUGAAGACUCUUUGAUGGCAUUUGAUAGAGAUCGUCUUUGCAAAUGGUUUUCUGCGACCAAAACUCUAUCAGAGUUUACUCUUAGAGUCAGAUAUUAUUUCAGCCCUGCGGAGGGCGACCUGCUGGUUCAAAUUGGACAUGGGUUGGCUUCAUGUCGAACUUUGACAAAAGCGACGUUUUCUUUGUCUGGAUAUGCUUAUAGCGAGGGUUUUUUCAACGCGCUUGAAACUGGAUUGGCACCGCUGACGUCUGUUAGUCUCGAGGUACAUGGCUCAAUGAAGUACACUACGACACGAGCCUUACAAAAAUUUUUGUCAAAUAAAUCCUUAAAUUCUGUUUCUCUUUGUAUUGUUGGAGGCGUGCAGGAUUUGUUAGUAGCUGCUGUUAGUGAAGCACUGGCAAGACAAACAGUUUUAAAAUCUCUUGAUCUUCAUUUUAGUGGACCGCUGAGUUCCUCUAGUGCCAGUUUCCUGGAAAAAGGGCUUAUGGCAAAUAGUUCUUUGAAUUAUAUAAGACUGUGUGUCCACAGUGAGCUCCCUGGUAACUGGCAUUCUGUAGUGAAAAAUCUUCAUUUGGCGAAAAAGUCCCCCGUUUGCUGUUGUAUUUAUCCAAACACCUUUAACAACGUAGUAAAUAAUUAUUUUCAUCCUGUUCUGGUUAGGAAAGGGUUAAAUGUAAAGCAACACUUAACUGUUAACGUCUGGGGUGAGAUGAAAUGCGAAGCGGCAGAAGUUCUCUGUGAAGUCUUGCCACCUUCCUCCAUUACUGUUCUCACCUUAAAUGUGCGCGGAAAUUUAACAAGCAAAGUUUCUAAUUCCAUUGCAAGAUGUCUGGAAAAAAACACGACACUAUCUUCCCUGUCCAUCAAUAUAUGGGGCGAGUUGACAACAGACAGAGCUAUUGUUUCUUCCAGCCUUUCAAAAAACAGUCGCGUUCAGUUAAAUGUACAUAAUGUGCGUAUAGGCCCAGAUGAGUCGAACGAUGUUCUUGUUACCACUACCGAUAAUCCUGCGGCAUUGACAGUCUUUUUCACUAACGUCAAGGAGAGAAGAAAACAAAACGUCCGUCUUACAAUCAAUAACGAUAGUAAUGUUACCAAGGAGUGGACACGUUGUCUAGGUGAUGCUUUGGCAGAAAAUCCAUCUCUGACCACGCUUGAUCUUACAGUCAACAGCUGCUUCGUGGAGGCAGAUUUGGGAGAAAACCUCGGGAACAGUUUAUUGCAAAGCAGUUCUUUAACAUCUCUUAGUCUCACAUUAAACUUCAGUAACAUGAAAGAAGGAUGGGAAUCCAAACUGGGUGACCGUUUGAUCAAAAUGGCAUCUUUAACUACACUCAGUCUUGAAAUAAACGGCGAUGGCGAGUGGAAUCAGAAGGAUAGUUUGAGUCCUACACUCAGCAGCCUUGACUAUGUUGAGGAGAAUCAGGAGAAUUGUUUGAGUCCGACUAAACUGAGUAACGUGCUAGCGGCAAUCAAAUCAUUAUCUUCCCUUUCUGUUGCAGUCCAUAGUGAGAGCAUGUGUUCAUUUUGGGAUAAGGUUGUAGGUGACUGUUUGAUAAAAUGCACGUCACUUAAGAAACUUAGUCUCACGUUGAACUGGGGUUUAUCAGACGUUUGUUACGAUUUUAGUGGCCUUUGUAACGGCUUGGUGACAACAAGCUCAUUAAAUGAAUUAUGUGUCGCAGUGGUUAUAAACGGCCGUACUAGGGGUUUUCAACUAAUGUUGCAUAGUCUUAAGCAAGGUCUGUCAUUAAACUCGUCAGUAACUACACUGACACUAACAGUAACUGUGGCAGCAGGUAAAACACGUGAUGGUCAUCCUCUACCGAUGAUGUUCGGUCGUGGACUGUGGUCAUUGAACACUCCAAUAACUACGUUAAAUGUCACAAUAAAUGAGUGUGGUGAUGGAGUAUCGGAUAUACCCCUGAUUCUGCGCCCCGUUGGAGUGUUUGGAGGUUUGGCAAAAAGCACAUCAGUUACCACAUUCAACCUGACACUCAACAGUAGCAGAGACGUGAGUGAUGACUGGUUACCAGUCCUUUCCCACACCUUGAUGGAAAACACCUCAUUAACUACUCUGGGAUUAAAAGUGAACAACAAUUGUGCUACAGGUGAAUGUCGUUUAUAUGACUUAAGUAAACUUUUAAUAGAAAGCAGAUCGUUAUCCUUACUUGAACUCGAUGUAAGUUUCUAUGGAAAAGAGAGUGGGUGCCAUAAGGUUUUAAUUCAAUAGAAGAAUACAGCUAAGAUGUAUGUGUUUUCCAGUCCGCAGGAACAUAUGUCAGUAUCAAAUGAAAUGUAAUCUACAAUAGAAAUGUGGCUUAAUUUUUUCUUAUGUCGUGAAUCUUGAAACCACUGAGGCAACCGGCCCUUAAAAAUAAGGAUUCUAAUUGAAAAUGCAAAAUGGUCCAUCUAAAAUUUCUUUCAAUUAGACCCUUAGUGUUUGUUUCAAGUUUAGACAUUUUUUGUUUUCUCUGUUUGCAAAUUGAAGGUCACAGAAAAUCAUUCUUUCAAGCCACGUCACACACGUUUCCUUGGAUACCGAGAUUUUUUCCUGUGGAACGGCCCAGCGUGAAGUCCGUUACGUCACACUACUCUGUAUAGCGUUAAGGUUACCAGAUACCUUCAGGGGUGUCUCAUGUGCAAGUAAUGUAGGCUAUUUUUUCCUGUGGAACGGCCCAGCGUGAAGUCCGUUACGUCACACUACUCUGUAUAGCGUUAAGGUUACCAGAUACCUUCAGGUGUGUCACACGUGCAAGUAAUGUAGGCUAUUUUUUCUUGUGGAAGCCCAGCCUGAAGUCCGUUAUGUUCACACUACUCUGUAGAGCGUUAAGGUUACCAGAUACCUUCAGGUGUGUCUCACGUGCAAGUACUGUAGGCUAUUUUUUCUUGUGGAAGCCCAGCCUGAAGUCCGUUAUGUUCACACUACUCUGUAUAGCGUUUAGGUUACCAGAUACCUUCAGGGGUGUCUCACCGGAAGUCGAAAAUGGCAAACCCCCGGACACGUUUUUAGCGCUUUGACUUCCAAAGUAAUAGAACAAAUGAAAUAAGGGAAAAGCAAAUCACGUCAAGUUUUAGCUUUCGAAAGCUGAUUCGGUCGCGCGCGUUAAAAAUUGUUUUAAAAAACCGACAGUGCAAGUUUUAUACAGCAUAGUUUGAACAUAACUUUGAAAAUUGCUCUUUGUUGCUCAGUCUUGUAAAGUCUUCCAUGGUCAAUUUAACUUACCUGGAUACACGAUGUAACACAAUCCCAUUCCUCGUGAAUCUGUUUCAGCUUUUUUAGGUCCAUUUAUAUGGAGAAAAGUUGUCCCGGGUAGAAAGGAUCAAUCCGCCCCCUACCCGAGCUACCCUGGGGUGAGCCACCUUUUCAUACGUUCCCUUAACUCUUUAAGCCCCAAGAGUGAUCAGCAUCAAAUUUCUCCUAGUAAUAUCAAUGCUUUGUAAAACAGAGUGGUCAUGACAAUUACGGACAUAAUCACAGAAUAUGAAUUUGCUUGAUAUUUUAUCAACUUCUUCCCACUACUUCUCUAGCAAAUGAAUAGGGACAACAAAUGAGAAUUCAAAUGUUGAUCUUAUGGUUUAAGGGGUUAAAAAACGUGGCGAACCGUGUAAAUGUGAAAAAAAAGUGGGCUUGGCUUGAAGGGUGACCUGCUUAGCCGGUUCACCCUUUUGUGAAGGGUAGGGUCACCCUCCUUGCUGAUCCAGCGUUUCUCCAUACAAACACUUUGGCUCGCCCAGUUGGGUCAACUCGGACAAGGCGAGACAAUCAAAGUAUGUGCGAGCACUGUUGGCUCGGGCAAAGGGAUCAACUGUUUUUUCCGUUGACUCAGAUGGAGGGUGAACCUCCAGGAAUGAGAUAAAACUAUAUUGUAGUCCUUGAUUUGAGAGCAUCAAGCGGUUGACACUCAUCAGAGCUGCAAAGGAGUAUUUCUGUGUACAUGUUUUGAAAUUUUACAUUGUUUUGAGUCUCAGACUGAACAGGUGGUAGAGCGCAGUCGGUAGAGCGCAGUCGGUAGAGCGCAUGUCGGUAGAGCGCAUGACUGCAGAGCGAAAGGUCGCGGGUUCGAUUCCCGGGACUGGACCAUUACUCAGGGUCUUAAAAUAACUGAAAAAUGAAGGUAAUCCCUGAACCUUAACAUGGCUCAAAUGACCACGUAAAAUGGCGGUCCCGUCUCCAGUAGGAGACGUAAAAAUAAUGUCCACAAUUAGUACUUUCGUCGUAAAUAUAUUUGCGCUCAAGUGGAGUUGUACGCCUUCUGGUCCAGUGAGGCCAAGGUUAAUACAACACGAGUUAUUAGUAGUUUUAGAGUUUGAUAAAUAUUGUAACUGAUGAUUUUGACUUGUACGCCUUCUGGUCCAGUGAGGCCAAGGUUAAUACAACAUGAGUUACUAGUAGUUUUAGAGUUUGAUAAAUAUUGUAACUGAAUUGUGACUUGUACGUUAUCUGGUUCAGUGAGACCAAGGUUAAUACAACAUGAGUUACUAGUAGUUUUAGCGCUUGUCAAGUAUUGUAACUGAUGAUUGGUAUAGUAUUCUUAUAUUUCAAUAGAGUUUGUAUGAUAGUGACAAAUGUACAGAAAAGAAAUUAUAAUUUAGGUUAUAUUAAAAUAUGUAAACUGUAUUUCACUAUGGUUUAGUUUAGUUAGCGUUAGGCCAAGAGCACGGAUUCUUUUGUAAAUCGACUGUAUCGUUAUUUGUGAAUGCAAUGAACAUUUAGAAACAAGCAAGUGAAAGCAGUGCAAAAUACCUUUAGCAACAAAUUCGCCAAGUUUGUUUAUUUAAAAUGAUGUUAUUUAGUUUCAUUUUUAACUUGACAAAAUAAAGCUUUGCAAAGUAAAAAUGCCUAGU
Molecule: messenger RNA, 37923 nt
Organism: Porites lobata
Lineage: Eukaryota; Metazoa; Cnidaria; Anthozoa; Scleractinia; Poritidae
Source: the annotation of a GenBank genome assembly